GGAGUUUGCGGCAGGGUUCAAGAAGACCAUGGCAUUCCAGCCUCGAGUGAUCAAGCAGAACCGUGGCUCAUCAGGUGAAGGAAUCUGGAUUAUCAAGCUCAAGGAGGGCAACUACUGCGCUUCUUAUGGCGAGAGAUCCUGCGAGGAUGGUGAGAAGCUUUUGCUGAUGGAGGCCAAUGACAACCACGAGGAAGAACACACCGUGGCUGAGUUUAUCGAAUUCUGCGUGAACGGUCGAACUUCCAAGUCCGGUGAAUGGACAUCCAAGGGUGUUGGCAAGUACUUGGAGGGUGGCAAGGAGGCCGGCGGCCAGCUUGUGGAUCAGCGUUUCUGCCCUCGUAUUGUGGAAGGUGAGCUCCGAUACAACCUGGUGGGAGAUGCUUUGGUUGGCAUCAUUCACAAGAAGCCCAAGGAGGGAGGAAUCUCCGCAGUUGGUGGAACUGGUUCCGUCUACACCUAUUAUGGUCCAGAGGAACCACUCUUUGCCGCUCUCACCAACAACUUCUUGAAGAAGGACUUGCAGCACGUCAUGCCAUCUCUUGAGUUGGCAGAUGAGCCUUUGCCGCUGUGGUGGACCACUGACUUCAUCAAUUCUUCUCCACCUGGAACUAAACCUGAGGAUGAGAAGUGGAUCGUUGGUGAGUUCAACUGCUCCUGCGUUGGGAUCAGCCGCUGCUUGGCUGCCUACUGCAAGGACGACACCCCCACUGCCGGCUGGGAUGACAUCACUGAGGAAGACAAGGCAGAAGCCAAGAGAUAUGGAGAUCUUAUGGGGGAGAAGGCCCUGGGCAUUCUGUCCAAGAAGUGAGGACAACAUAGACUCUUGUAGCAGCUCUUUCAACAACAAGGCUGCCUCAUUGAUUCAUUGUGAUUCAUUGAUUGCUUUUGGCGCAGAAUUGCGCCCGCUCCCUUUGCAUGUUUCCAGAGGAAACAUUUGACAUAGCGGCAUUGGUCGCUGCUGGAAACGUGCCAGCUGAUUGUACCUCUAUCUAUACGCAUUCAAUCGACUGACAGAG
Messenger RNA from Cladocopium goreaui, 1016 nucleotides. The record is from the annotation of a GenBank genome assembly. NCBI's taxonomy places the organism in Eukaryota, Dinophyceae, Suessiales, Symbiodiniaceae.